Meloidogyne enterolobii is the source of this 239-nucleotide messenger RNA. The record is from the annotation of a GenBank genome assembly. NCBI's taxonomy places the organism in Eukaryota, Metazoa, Nematoda, Chromadorea, Rhabditida, Meloidogynidae.
UUCUCUAAAAAAUUCUAUUAAUUUCUCCGAUGAAACGAAAACAAAACGACAGCGAAUCAUCCUCAACUUCUCAGCAUCCUCAAGGUAAAAUGACAAAAAAGGCAGAGAUUGUAGACUUUGAUGAAGCUUUUGGACUUCUUGAAGAUCCAUUGGAGGAUAUUGCGACUGAAACAUUACAACCUGAGGUUUAUUUAUAUUUUUUUUUGUUACAUUUAAGCAGGACAACGAUCGAGUCGUAG